Rhizophagus irregularis DAOM 181602=DAOM 197198 is the source of this 1031-nucleotide messenger RNA. NCBI's taxonomy places the organism in Eukaryota, Fungi, Glomeromycota, Glomeromycetes, Glomerales, Glomeraceae. The record is from RefSeq and is a predicted model, not a curated record.
CACUUUGUAAUUUCCAAUAUCCUGUUUAUGGAAUAUUACAAUCUGCUAUGAUGGAAAUGGUUAUAAUGAAUGGAUCUGCUGAUCAUGCCCAAGAUGCAAAGAAGGCUUUAAAUGAUACUAUAGAAGAAUUAAGAGGGGCCGCCGAAAAUGCUAAUAUUGGUUUUCUUAAAGAAAUGUUAAAAGAAUUGGAAGGUAUUAUGAUGAUUACUAAUGGAAGUUCUGGCGGCAACCAUCUUUCAAUUCCACUUCCAUUAGUUAUACAAAUGUUGGAACAAAAUAACAAUAAUAAUUUACAGAAUACACAGAAACCAUCCUCAAUAACGAGUGUUAAUAAUGGUAGUAAUGAUAAUAACACAACUUCCAAUACAUCAACGACAAGUAAAUAUUCUGAUGAUAAUUUCGGAAAUACUAUUAAGAAUAGUACUAGUGGUGAUGGAUUAGGUAUUAUUUCAGAUACUGAGACUAAUUCUCCGACAACUGUGGCUAAUACAAUUAACAAAAAUUCAAAUACACCACAUCUACAACAACAAUCAAAUGUACAAUUGCCACGUUCCCAAUUACAAAACCAACAAAUACACCAACAAUUCAUGAUGGCAUCAACCUUUAGUGCAUCACCUACAUCAUCACCAGGAGCAGUAGUUACUUCAUUACAUCAACAAUUUAAUCAUCUAUCAUCAUUUGAUGCAAGUAAUCAAAAUGAUAAUAAUCAUCACCAGAUUUCACCACAAUCCGGUAAUCAGUGGGAACCUUUUUAUAUGGAUGAUAUCUUAUUUGAUAAUGUUAAUCCAACUAAUUCGGGUGUUUCAGCUUCUCAUAACCAGGUUAUGGAAGAAUUAUCAUCAAUAUAUCCUGGGUUUAAUAAUUAUUCUGACAGUAAUGAUGGAAGCGUUGGCCCUCGAUAAUGGACAAUUUAUAUAAUUAAUAAAAAUGAUACUGGUUUUCGUUUUUGUUGUUUGUUUAUUUAUUUAUUUUGUAAUAUUAUUGUGUAUAGUAUAAAAAAUAAGCUUAAUAAAUUAAGUUAUUGGUGUAUC